Dovyalis caffra is the source of this 825-nucleotide messenger RNA. NCBI's taxonomy places the organism in Eukaryota, Viridiplantae, Streptophyta, Magnoliopsida, Malpighiales, Salicaceae. The record is from the annotation of a GenBank genome assembly.
AUGGGUUUGGAGGCAUUUGUUUGGUAUUGUCGACCUAUGGCAAAUGGGGUUUGGGCAAAGAAAGUGGAUAGUGGAUUUGGUGCUUACACACCAUGUGCCAUUGACUUCCUAGUCAUUUGCAUUUCUCAUCUGGUUCUUCUAGGCCUGUGUUUGUAUCGAAUAUGGCUGACUAUUGACAACAAUUCCAAAGCUGAAAGAUAUUGUCUCAGGAGAAAUUACUAUAAUUACAUGCUGGGUUUUUUGGCUGCUUAUUGCACAGUUCAGCCUUCAUUAAGGUUGUUCAUGGAUGUCUCAAUCUUCAAUCUGGAUGGCCAGACUGCCCUUGCUCCCUUUGAGAUGGUCUCCUUGAUUGCUGAAGCCCUUGCCUGGUGUUGCACUCUUAUUAUGAUUGGUUUGGAAACAAAAAUAUACAUUCGACAAUUCCGAUGGUAUGUGCGGUUUGGAGUCAUUUAUGUGUUGGUAGGGGAAGCCGCAAUGCUCAAUGUCAUACUGUCAGUGAGUGAUUACUACAGUAGGGCAGGGAAAUCUUUUAAAGUUGGAGUUUGUGAAAAUGACAUGAAAGCUGCAGUUGUUUUGGCUGUGUUGAUACUCAUCAACUUAUCUUUGUUAGGUUUCUCUAAUGUUGGUAAAGUGGGGGAGUCGACAAUGCCAUGGAUAUUAAUUUUGUUUGGGGUUCUUCUACUUGGUUAUAUCCCCAAUUUGGAUCCUUAUCCAAAUUAUGUUCUGAUGGAACCUCAGUCUCUUGAUAAUGGUGAAUAUGAAGCACUUCCUGAAAGAGAGCAAAUAUGUCCUGAGAGGCAUGCCAAUUUAUUUUCUAGUAAGUAG